Molecule: messenger RNA, 1083 nt
Organism: Topomyia yanbarensis
Lineage: Eukaryota; Metazoa; Arthropoda; Insecta; Diptera; Culicidae
Product: solute carrier family 25 member 45
Exons: 6
Coding region: 175-1071 (298 amino acids)
Biological process (GO): mitochondrial L-ornithine transmembrane transport
Cellular component (GO): mitochondrion
Molecular function (GO): high-affinity L-arginine transmembrane transporter activity
Source: RefSeq, a predicted model, not a curated record
AAUUACCGCGAGGUGCACCUCCGCUCUCGCCCCAUCUGAUAUUAAACGAAAAAAUGUGCAGUGUACUUUUGAUUUUCACAUCGACAGGAAGCAACAGCUGCUGCAUUUUACACCCCAUUCCUUGGGCGAGGUAGCUCCGCGGUUCCGCUGCAACCCCAUUUUGAGAUCCAUACCAUGAAGCUGAUCACGUGUGACUUCAUAUCCGGUUGCUUUGGCGGUGCAUGCGGCGUUCUGGUGGGCCAUCCGUUGGACACAAUCAAAACAUGGCAGCAGUUCUCCAAUAACAGAAUCAGCUCAUCAAUUUACAACAUAGUUACGCUACACAACGGGCUUCGAGGAUUCUACAAAGGAAUGUUUUUUCCAUUCGUUACAAAUGGCGCCGUGAACUCGGUCGUUUUCGCCGUAUACGGGGACCAGCUGCGGACUCUCCAAGGAAGUUGUAGAGCGGAUAGAGAACGAGAGCGGCUCUGGCGAACGCAUGUCAUGUAUGCUGGAUCGGUGGCAGGAGCAACCCAAGUCUUUCUCGCGUGUCCCGUUGAGGUGGUUAAAGUUCGACUUCAAACACUCCAAUAUAUUGGUCACCCGUGGCGCUGCUCACGAGAUAUCCUGCUUCGCGAGGGUAUCUGGGGCCUGUAUCGGGGCUUCACACCGAUGAUGUGCCGUGAUGUGCUACCUUACGGUAUCUAUAUGCUGGUGUACGAGUACAUGAUGGCAAUCGAGGAACGGCUUCAUCGGAUGAACCAUAAGCGGCAGCUGGGAACGGGUAUCGGCAGUCCAUACGAGGCUUCUCUAAUAGCCACGGCAGGUGCAACGGCCGGAGUUAUUUCUUGGCUGUUUGUGGUCCCGUUCGAUGUCGUUAAAACGGUCAUGCAAUCGGAAACGGAUCCGACGGUACACAAGAAUAUGGUGCAUUGCUUUCGACGUCUGGUCGAGCGUCACGGAUGGAAAUCGCUGUUUCGUGGAAGUAGUAUGAUUGUUGCCCGGGCAGCUCCAGUCAAUUCGGCUACCUUUCUGGGGUAUGAAUGGUGUUUGGGGCAGUGUCGUAAGUAUUUUGCAAUAGAUAGUACCUGAAUAAAAAAAUAA